CCGGCAGUAAGAUGGCGGCUGUUGACUGUGAUGUACCCAUGGAGCCGGAGCCGCAAAUAAUGAGUGAAGAGGAGAUAGAGCGGGAAGCCGAGUGCUUCAAAGAACAAGGGAAUGCCUAUUACAUCAAGAAGGAUUACUCUGAAGCAUUUAACUACUACACAAAGGCUAUAGACACCUGCCCAAAAAAUGCCAGUUACUAUGGGAACAGGGCCGCCACCCUGAUGAUGCUGUGCCGAUUCAGGGAAGCGUUGGAGGACUCCCAGCAGGCUGUACGGCUGGAUGACUGCUUUAUGAAGGGUCAUUUGCGAGAGGGGAAGUGUCACUUAUCUCUGGGAAAUGCCAUGGCUGCCAGCCGUUGCUUUCAGAAGGUUCUAGAACUGGAACCUGACAACAGCCAGGCGCAGCAGGAGGAUAAGAAUGCAGAGGCUGUGAUGGACUAUGAGAAGAUGGCAGAGUUUGACUUUGAAAAAAGGGAUUUCAGGAAGGUGGUCUACUGCAUGGACCGUGCCUUGGAGUUUGCCCCUGCCUGCCACCGCUUCAAAAUCCUGAAGGCCGAAUGUCUGGCCCUGCUGGGGCGCUACCCCGAAGCACAGUCUGUGGCCAGCGACAUCCUACGGAUGGACUCCACCAAUGGUGACGCGCUGUACGUGCGCGGCCUGUGCCUGUACUAUGAGGACUGCAUCGACAAGGCCGUGCAGUUCUUUGUGCAGGCCCUGCGCAUGGCCCCCGACCACGAGAAGGCCCGUCUGGCCUGCAGAAAUGCCAAAGCCCUGAAAGCCAAGAAGGAGGAGGGGAACAAAGCCUUUAAGGAUGGUAACUAUGAGGCGGCCUAUGAGCUGUACACGGAGGCGCUGACAAUAGACCCCAACAACAUCAAAACCAACGCCAAGCUCUACUGCAACAGGGGCACUGUGGGCAUAAAGCUGAAAAAAACAGAACAAGCCAUUGAUGACUGCACCAACGCCAUCAAGCUUGACGAAACAUAUAUCAAGGCCUACUUGAGGAGAGCACAGUGUUAUAUGGACACAGAGCAGUAUGAGGAGGCUGUGCGGGACUAUGAGAAGGUCUAUCAGACAGAGAAGACAAAAGAACACAAACACCUCCUGAAAAACGCACAGUUGGAGCUGAAGAAGAGCAAGCGGAAAGAUUACUACAAGGUCCUGGGAGUGGGCAAGAAUGCCACAGAAGAUGAAAUAAAGAAGGCGUACCGGAAACGGGCCCUCAUGCACCACCCAGAUCGACACAGUGCAGCCACCCCUGAGGUGCAGAAGGAGGAGGAAAAGAAGUUCAAGGAAGUGGGUGAGGCCUUCACUGUGCUCUCUGACCCCAAGAAGAAGUCCCGAUACGACAGUGGCCACGACCUAGAAGAUGAUGGCAUGAGCGCAGGAGAUUUUGAUGCCAACAACAUCUUCAAGGCCUUCUUCGGAGGGCCAGGGGGUUUCAGUUUCGAAGGUAAUUCAUCAUCCGGACCAGGAAAUUUCUUUUUCCAGUUUGGCUAAAAUGGAGGAGCCCAGUGUGAAUGCAGUAGCCCCGUCACGGACAUUAUUCACUUGCCUACUGACCUAAUUUCAAUGUUCCUGACAUUUGUGUUCCUCUCAUGCCAUGAAGGGAUUAAUGCUCUUGAUCAGAGAGCUAACAAAAAUGUAAAAUGAAAUGAACAUACCAGUUUCUAUUUUAAUUUGACAUUUUCCCAAAAGUCAUGAACUUUUAAAGAAUUUGACUAUGAUUACUGCAUCAGUGCAGAACUUGGCCAUUGAUUUCCAAAUUCCACUGAGCAAAGUAGUUAGCAUGCUGUCCUUUUUUUAAGACAAAGAAAUAACAAAUUUUGUAAGUAAUGGCAUCAGUAUGCAUCAAACACAGUAAAGAGUGGACAUUUUUCCACAAGAGUAGUAUACAGCUGCUCAAGAUGACAACAGAGCUGAAAUGUCAACAGAACUAUCUUCCAUUGUACAGACCUGGGGGCAAAAUAUUUGUACUGUCUGAAGCUGUCAGCCGCUUUUACCUGAAAUUUGUAACAAAAAAGAUGAAGCCAAUUCAGGUGUAUAAACAUGCAGGGGGUAUGCAAAACUUGAAUCCCAUUGUAGCCUUCCAUGAUUCAUUGUCCUAGCAGUAUUCACAAAGCAUGUCUAAGUUUGAAAGCAAGGUCAUUCGAAGGAAUGAACCGAUUAAAAAUAUAUUGGUUACAAAAACUGUGACAAGUUUCACUCUGUGGAUGAAGUUUUUGUGGAUACAGCUCUGUUAUUAUGUCUUUAGGAACAAAUGUAUAUUUUACAUGUUGGGGGGGUAGUUAAUGUCUCAUUCAGAUUUGCUCAUUACGGCAUUGUACAUUUUACUGGAAUGUAAAGUGUUGAUUUGUGUUGAUAGUUGACCAUUUUUGUUUUGUUUUUUUGGAUAUAUUUAUUGUAAAUUCACAAAUCGCUGUCAUCACACCUUAGAAGUGUGGGUGUUCUUCUGGACUGGAAUGGAUCUUCAGAGAAUUUCAGAUAUGUCUACCCAUAAUGUAAAACCACUUUUCAUCUGAGGUCCAAAGUCAGUAUGUAUAAAGAUAGUUUAUCUUGUGUAGCCCUUUCAAUAUGUCCUUCUGUCCAAUAUGUCCAAUAUUCAGUUAUCAUUGUAAUUGUCUUGCUUUGCUGUUGGUCCUCAGCAAUUGCUGUUUAAUUUCCAUGAAUUUUAAGAUGUGUUCUCAUGUCUAGUCUUUUUCCCCUUUUCCUUUGCAUGGGCUCUUUUCAAAUUAGUACUGAAGACUAAGCCUCCUGUUGAUCAGUCAGGUCUUCGCAAUGAAGUGGUGCCUUACAUGUCUUGCAUAAAGGUUACUGCUGAGAACUGCUGUGCUCCAGUGUAUGCACACACAAGUAUAGUGAAGAUUGGUUUCAUUUUACUGCUCUGUUUGCAGAAAACAAACCAUAAUGUGAAAAUAAUGAGAGAUGACAAGAGAUGAGAUAUGCUUUGUAAGAAUGUGUUCUGUAGUGUUCAAAGCCAGGAUAUCUGAAUGGACCACUUCCUCCUGCAUGGCUUCUGUCAGCUGGCUGUUUAUGCUCUUAUGUUGUGGAAGAUCCCACUGCGGGGACUUGAUGUUAUGACAGACUUGUCUCCCACAUUGGGGAUCUGUUCCAGUCAGGGGUCAUGUUAUUGUCGCCACUUUGUACAUGUGCCUGUCGUGCACUGAGGCAAUGGGAAGAUGUUUCAGUCCUGUAUGAUUCCUUCCCACCUGGAUUAAGCAGGUGGAAUGUAACAGUAUGUGAAGCAAAACACUGUACAUUGUAAUCAGCAGAUGUACUCAUGAACCAUUUUUAUAAUGAAUAUACAGCUGUAGUAAUCUGGGAGUGCUGCCGUACUUUUUGUUGUUGUUUUGGUUAUAGGGAAUAAAGUUUCAUCUUUUACUCUGAGUCUUCUUUUUAUGUUAUUUCAGGGUGGUAAAGAUGGGUAAAAUAAUACUUCUGCAGUCCAAAUAGAAUAUUCAAAUAGCUUCUUCAAGAGAAUAACAUUAAUGCCCACAAUUACCAUGUCAU
Messenger RNA from Megalops cyprinoides (Indo-Pacific tarpon), 3509 nucleotides. Its product is annotated as dnaJ homolog subfamily C member 7-like. The transcript has 14 exons. Gene Ontology annotation, molecular function: protein binding. Lineage: Eukaryota; Metazoa; Chordata; Actinopteri; Elopiformes; Megalopidae. Bases 12 to 1499 code for a protein of 495 amino acids. The record is from RefSeq and is a predicted model, not a curated record.